AGCUUUCGAUCACAACUUAGAUCAUUUUCAAGAAUGAAUGACAAAAGGAAAAGAAGCAGUAUAUAUACAAAAAUACAUGCAGAGCGAAAGAAGAAUUUUGGAAAAAUCUAAAAUAUCAAACAAUAACUAAAGAAGAAGAGAGGAAAAAACCAUAAUAACACAUUAGAUCAAUUAGUUGAAAGAAUCAAAAAUAUAGAUUAUGAGGAUGGUCAAAUUAUGGUAAGUUUUGACAUUGAAUCGUUAUACACAAACAUUCCUGUGUACGAAGCCAUCGAAACUGCAUUAGACUUGUUUUAUGUUGAUGGUAUUAAACCCAAUGAUACUCCAUAUUGCAGAGAUGAGAUGAAGAAAAUUAUUAAAAUUAGCGAUAUGUGAUGUUCCUUUCAGAUUUCAAGCAGAGUUAUACAAACAGAAAGAUGGUGUUGCCAUGGGCAGCUGUUUAGCUCCUAGCUUGGCCGACGUAUUUAUGAUUAAAUUGGAACAAAAAUUAAAUAAAUUAUCGUUCAACAAACCACAAUUGUAUUUAAGAUAUGUCGAUGAUGUAUUCUGUUACGCAUUCUUCGGAUCUGUUCCAACACCACAACUGAUUGAAACACAAUUGAAACGGCUAACAGAUAUAUUGGGUGAUAAUGGUUAUCCAUCACAUAUUAUUCGAAAAGGGACUCUUGAAGGGAAGGUCAUUGCAAAACGAUUGGAAAAUCCUAAACAUAGAAAAGUUAUAAAAUUACAAUCAAAGUUAAGGAAUAUAUUCUUCAUAUUACCAUAUUUUGGAGAAGAAACGUUUGUAUUGGGACAAAGAAUCAAGAAGCUAUGCAAACAAAUGAUUCCAACAGUGGAUUUGCAAAUUGCAUAUAAAAAAACGCUGACAUUGAAAAGUAUAUUUUUACCAAUACAAAAGGGAUUAGAUGAAAGUAAGAAAAUGAAGAAUAUUCUCUAUUCUAUUCCUUGUACAAACUGUGAUUUUAAAUAUUUUGGAGAAACAUCGAGAGACAUUAACAUUCGUAUUGAGGAACACCGUUAUGAUGUGCGCAGGCACGCACCAAAUUCAAAAAUUGUUCAGCAUGUCCAUGAAAAGAAACACGUUAUGGAUUUUAACAAUGCAAUUACUGUUGCACAUGAAACCAAUUGGAAAAGAAGAACGAUCAAAGAAAGUCUGCUGACACAUUCAGCUGGUGGGAAGAAUAUUAAUGAUGUGAAAUUCAAAUUGAAUAUUUAUUGA
Didymodactylos carnosus is the source of this 1219-nucleotide messenger RNA. NCBI's taxonomy places the organism in Eukaryota, Metazoa, Rotifera, Eurotatoria, Philodinida, Philodinidae. The record is from the annotation of a GenBank genome assembly.